Messenger RNA from Thamnophis sirtalis, 4736 nucleotides. RefSeq names its product cyclin dependent kinase 17 (gene CDK17). NCBI's taxonomy places the organism in Eukaryota, Metazoa, Chordata, Lepidosauria, Squamata, Natricidae. Gene Ontology annotation, biological process: protein phosphorylation. Gene Ontology annotation, cellular component: cytoplasm; nucleus. The record is from RefSeq and is a predicted model, not a curated record. Gene Ontology annotation, molecular function: cyclin-dependent protein serine/threonine kinase activity; ATP binding.
GUUGUGGCGAGGGGUAUAAAGUGACUCUAAGAGCCGGGAAAGAGCCGGGAAGAACAGGAAGCGUGCUUGGGGCGGUGGCAUUAGCUGGCGAGGGCUCGCCUGCGGAAGACGAGGGGGCGGUGGCGGUGCAGCGGUGCCAGCCAGGAGGUGCCAGCCAGGAGCUCGGAAGGCUAAGGCAGGACGAGGACCGCCCCGGCGCGGCAGAGAUUCGGCGCGGCUCCUGCUGCUGGCUUUCUCAAGCCAGGCUUAUAGCUGGUAGAAUGAAAAAGUUUAAGAGAAGACUUUCUUUAACACUGCGUGGGAGUCAGACUAUUGAUGAGUCACUUUCUGAACUGGCUGAACAAAUGACAAUUGAAGAGAACAGCAACAAAGAUAACGAACCCAUUGUGAAGAAUGGCAGACCUCCAACAUCACACAGCAUGCACUCAUUUCUUCAUCAGUAUACAGGAUCCUUCAAAAAGCCUCCAUUACGACGACCACACAGCGUUAUAGGGGGCAGUCUGGGUUCUUUUAUGGCAAUGCCAAGAAAUGGGAGCAGAUUAGAUAUUGUACACGAAAACCUAAAAAUGGGAUCAGAUGGUGAAAGUGACCAAGCUUCUGGAACAUCAUCUGAUGAAGUUCAAUCCCCAACAGGUGUUUGUCUCAGGAACAGGAUACACAGACGGAUAUCUAUGGAGGACUUAAAUAAACGCUUGUCACUACCUGCAGACAUUAGGAUACCUGAUGGAUAUCUUGAAAAGUUUCAAAUAAACAGUCCACCAUUUGAUCAACCAAUGAGUCGACGAUCUCGUAGAGCAUCAUUGUCUGAAAUUGGAUUUGGAAAAAUGGAAACUUAUGUUAAAUUAGAAAAGCUUGGUGAGGGUACAUAUGCAACAGUAUAUAAAGGAAGAAGUAAGCUGACUGAAAAUCUAGUAGCUUUAAAAGAAAUCAGAUUAGAGCAUGAAGAGGGUGCACCGUGCACAGCUAUUAGAGAAGUGUCAUUGCUAAAAGAUCUAAAACAUGCAAAUAUUGUUACAUUACAUGAUAUUGUCCAUACAGACAAAUCAUUAACGCUUGUAUUUGAGUAUCUGGACAAAGACCUAAAGCAAUAUAUGGAUGACUGUGGGAACAUUAUGAGUGUUCAUAAUGUAAAAUUAUUUUUAUACCAGAUUCUGCGCGGUUUGGCCUAUUGUCACAGAAGAAAAGUACUACACCGGGACUUAAAACCACAAAAUCUACUAAUUAAUGAAAGAGGAGAAUUAAAGCUAGCAGACUUUGGCCUGGCUAGAGCAAAAUCUGUUCCUACAAAGACAUAUUCAAAUGAAGUUGUUACAUUGUGGUAUAGGCCUCCAGAUGUUCUUCUCGGAUCUUCUGAAUAUUCCACACAAAUUGAUAUGUGGGGAGUUGGAUGUAUAUUUUUUGAAAUGGCAUCAGGAAGACCUCUCUUUCCUGGGUCAACGGUUGAAGAUGAAUUGCACUUAAUUUUCAGACUUCUGGGAACUCCAUCACAAGAAACAUGGCCAGGCAUUACUUCCAGUGAUGAGUUUAGGAAUUACAACUUUCCCAAAUACAAGCCACAACCUUUGAUCAACCACGCUCCAAGGUUGGAUUCAGAAGGGAUUGAACUGAUAGUAAAAUUUCUUCAAUAUGAAUCAAAGAAAAGAAUAUCAGCAGAAGAGGCUAUGAAACAUGCAUAUUUCAGAAGUCUUGGAACUAGAAUACAUACUUUACCAGAAAGUGUAUCAAUAUUCACUUUGAAAGAAAUUCAGCUCCAAAAAGAUCCAGGCUUUCGAAAUUCCACUUAUCCAGAGACAGGACAUGGGAAGAACAGAAGACAAAGCAUGCUUUUCUGAGGCAGGCAGUACUGUUUCAAGCCAAGACUGGUUUUACCUCCAUCAAGGACUCUAGUUUAAAGGCAAUUCUUCCCUGGUGGACUUGAAAUCUGUUUGUCUACACUGUCCUCCUCACAGUGCAGUCUUUUUAUUUCGGACCUACUGGUUUGUUUUUUUUUAAAUAUAUAUAUGUAAAUAUAUAUAUAUAUGUAUUUGUUGUCACAAUGUGACAAAUUUUUGUACAUUUUAAGGUCUCCACCACCAUUAGAUCCAGUAGGUUACAACUGUUAAUGUAACAGUAGCUGCAAUUUUUGUGCAGGACUGAGAAACACAGUGCAUUAUUUAUUGUGUAAUCAUUGCUGCUAAAAAAACUACUGUCUGUAUAGUUAAGAGCCGAAUGCCUGAAAGAGUUGCAAUGGGUUUACUGUAUAUGCUAUGUGAAUGCCUUGUUUCUCUUCAUGAAUUAUUGCUGCAGUUUUAUAUCUUGUUUUUUCUUUAACUGCAAUUUUUCCUGGAAUGUAAACACAGCUUUCUUGACUAUAGUUACUAUUUACUUUAACACUCUCUAGUUCUUGGCCUGUAAAUUUCUUAUUUAACAUUAGAUAUGAAGUACUUAGAAUGCUACCAAAUACCUUUUUAAAGCACUUAGUAGUACAGAUAUCAGUUCAAAUUGAUGAAAAAUUAUAUGGAUCAGGUUCCAGAUCUCUUAUUUUGCUUAUAUCAGAAAUGAUAAACCACCUAUAUGUGACACUUAACUAUUAUCUCCCUUCUCUAACUUUUUCUAAUAGACUGUUAGAAUAUUUUUGAUAUUGAUAUUUCCCAAAACGUUCCAGUCAUUCAAAACAAACUGUGGGUGUGAAGCAUCCCAGCUCAAUUCUCUAAUUGCCACCUGCUUUGGUGGCUGUUUCAUGACCACGUGUUCAUUGGAAAGCCACUAAAGAAUGCAAGUCCACAAUAAAGAAUCUAUCACUUUAUUAUGCAGGCUUCCUAGAGCAGUGUUUCUCAACCUUGACAACUUGAAGUCCUGUGGACUUCAAGUUGCCAAGGUUGAGAAACACUGUCCUAGAGUAUGAGAACUUGGAGGGUUUUAAAGGCUGUAGCCGUUACCUGUUUAUUGAAAUUAAGUCAUUAUAUUACAGUACUACUAAGCUUAUGUAUCUCAGUGAGUAUCAUAAGUACCUCCUGGUGAUAGGAACAGUAUUUUUCAGCAUUUGUGUUCACCUUUUGGAACUUCUUCGUUUAGUGCAUCUUCCAGAGGCUGUAAAUCUUUAUUAGUAUAUUUUGAAAUGGUUAUGUAAAUCUUUGGCUGAUGUAUCAUGAAAAAUAUUCCUAGAUAACUUAAUUUUUUUUUCCUGAUGUUCACUGUAAAACAUUCAGGGGUCCUACCAUUUCUGUUCAGGAAAUCUUGUAAUUGAUUAUUGUUAUUUAACAGUAUUAAGUGAAAGAUUUUGUAUGUUUCUUUAACUUUAUUUGUGAAUAGUAAUUGUGGCAUGUUUUGGAAUGUUUUCUUAAUGUUUUAUUAUUAUAAUAGUAAAAUUAAUUUGAGAACUUUUUUCUGGAAAAGAAGACAAAUUUAUGUGAAAUGGUGACUAUUGGACCACUGCUGCUUUUCAGCAUUUGUAAACUGGUUUUACACUUAACGAAGCCCAGUAGAGCUAACCAAUUGCUGUUUAUUUCUAACAGAUGGACCUGUAUUAAUGCUGUACUUUUGAAAGUAUAAAUAUUAUAUCGAAAUCUUUAGUAGUGUUCAGAUAUUCUGUUGCAUCUCACCAUGCAGCUUUAAGAAAAAAUUGCAUUUCUCCCACCUUCUUGAAAUCCUGAAUCCCUCACCUUCCUGAAGCUUGCCAAAAUCAUUGAAUUGAAGAAAACUUUCCUGUCACUUUUCAGGAAAAACAAUAAAUCCUAUUUUUUAAAAGAUGGCUUCCCUUGAAGCUUGAAACUUUUCCACCGUGUAUUAUGCAUUUUUAAACUGGCCAGCUAAUCCAGUGAAAUCUGCACAAAAACUAAUUGGCAGAUGUAAUUUAGUUUUACGAAAGUACCCAGAAGAUAUAUGUGUUUUCUGUAUAAGGUUGGAAUAUACUAUUGUUUGGAAACAAUGUUUAAAUUCAACUUCCCAGAUUCAGAUAGAAAACUGCUGCUUGACAAACCAGUAAGACAUCAGUUGAAUUGGGCAUAGCAGGAAUGGAAGGAAGAAACAGGAUUUUUAAACUCUUGAAGGAACUCAGAAAUUGCCUUUUAUUCAGCAGAAUUGUGGCUAUUUCUCCUAAUAUAUUUGAACAAAGCAUUAUUACAGUUUGAAAGACUUGAUCUAUUUGCAAUUCUGAUAUACACAUCCAUUUUUUCAACUUUGCACAAAGAAGGAAUUGAGAUUCCAUUUCAUUAUUUUCCUUACAGUUCUUCACCACCUACCAUGCUAUUUAGAAAAAUCCCUUCAUUGUCUACAGCAUUCCUCCCUCCCUCCCUCCCUCUCUGAAAGAGGAAACAUUGGCAAAAAUUUCUUCCACAUUCCGUCAGCAAGAGAACUUUGAAUCCAGCUCUCAGAAUUUAGUGAAGUUUUUACCAGAAAUUCUAACACAUAGGGGUUAAAUGUUAAAUGCUUACAAAUAGAACAGAUAAACUACAAAAAAGGUCUUUAUAGCCAAUAGAAAAAUAAUUGAAAUAUACAUAACAUUACCAAAUGUUACAUUUGUUAUUUAAGAAUUUAUUGCAAAUUUCUAAUCUAUAAAUCUGAGUGUCUCACCAGCUGGACUCAAUGUUAUUCUCAUUAAUGCUACUAGAAAUGUAUGCAAUCUUUUUCUCCCCGUUAAAUAUCCUCGCAACAGCUCUGUGAGGUUGGUUUAAAUAAAUAUCUUUAAGCUAUUCCAAUGUUUACAUAUGUAAAAUGUGAAUGAAAAUAAUUAAAGAACUUUUCAAGCUUAAAUGGUA